Molecule: messenger RNA, 11327 nt
Organism: Uloborus diversus
Lineage: Eukaryota; Metazoa; Arthropoda; Arachnida; Araneae; Uloboridae
Gene: cno
Product: afadin-like
Exons: 31
Coding region: 145-6342 (2065 amino acids)
Biological process (GO): signal transduction; regulation of protein localization
Cellular component (GO): adherens junction
Molecular function (GO): cell adhesion molecule binding
Source: RefSeq, a predicted model, not a curated record
CACACACUGACCAGAAUUAUGCGUGUUCUUGCGUUUGUUGAUUGUGAACGUGUGUUGUGUCCGUCUUAUGUUAAAAUCAUUGUCACAGUGCCUGGGAUUUAAGACCGUCCAUUAUUCAACUUUGUUAAAAGAAUAAAAUUCAAGAUGGCUAGCGAUCGUGAAAGAAAAGUUCAAGAACGCGAAAAGUUAAAGAAUAUUAUUAACCAAUGGAACGCUAACCGAUUGGAUAUAUUUUGGUUAUCUGAGCCGAAUGAGGAAUUAGAAUUCCAUGGAGCUAUGAGAUUCUAUUUUCAAGAUGCCGGCCAGAAGGUAGCCACCAAAUGUAUUCGAGUAGCGAGCACUGCCACAACGCAAGAUGUCCUCGAAACACUCAUCGAAAAAUUCCGUCCCGAUAUCAGAAUGUUAUCAAUACCUGAAUAUGCCUUGUAUGAAAUCCAUGAAAAUGGAGAGGAACGUAAACUUCAGGCUGACCAGAAGCCUCUCUUGGUUCAGCUGGACUGGCACAGAGACGACAGGGAAGGACGUUUCCUCCUCAGAAGAAUGGACGAGAAGUCUUAUAUCUCCAGCAUGGAUGCAUGUGACAAUGAAAACUUUAAAAGGAAACUUUCCAAGCGUGAGAAAAAAGAAAAGAAAAAGAGAGAGAAAAAAGAAAUGCUGAAAGCUGCUGAAGAAAGUAAAAAAGAUGGUAUUGCUGAGCAACUGUAUUCAGAGCUACCCGAGACUAGUUUCACACGUUCCAUCUCCAAUCCCGAAGCUGUGAUGAGGAGAAGACGACAAAGGGAAUUGGAACAAAAAUUGAAACGUUUUUGUCAAGAAGGUGGUACUGAUGCAGGUGGUACCCUCAGGAUAUUUGGUGAAUCCUUAAACAAAGAUGUGCCUUACAAAACUCUAUUGUUAUCCACUAAAGACAGUGCCUUAUAUGUUGUUAAAGAAAUUUUAGAUAAAUAUGGUUAUGAGAAAGAAGACCCAGUUCAAUAUUGCCUUGUACAAGUCAUAGUGCCUCACCACAAUCAGUCUGAUGUUCCAGAUUACCAGAGUACUGGUGGCAUCAGAGAGUAUAUUCUGGAUGAUGAUGAUUGUCCGCUGAUGAUUCAGCAUCAGCAUAACCGAAACAAAGGUACUCUUACAUUCCAUGUGAGAAAAAGACCAGCUGACUACCAACCGAGAAAGCGGAAAAAAAAACCCAAGCCGACAAAGAGUGAGGACCUGAAUUAUCGUCAUGACAACACCAUCGAGAAGUUGCCUUACCUCUUAGAACUAAAUCCAGAUGGCAGUGAACCUUCAGGUCCUCCAAAAAAACAUAGGUUAUACCUUAAUGUUACUGAAGUUGGCAGUGAAAGAAGUAGCUCUACUGGUGGACAGUAUCUUCAACUCUUUGGACCCAACGUUCAACCUCGCCACUGUGUCAUUGCCCAUACAGAACGCAUUGUCACAGUCACCCCCUGCAGCAGGGAUGCCGAGACUUACGUGAACAAUAUGAGGAUAUACGAGACAACAAUACUGCAAAACGGAAUGGCAGUCAGAUUUGGGAAACUUCAUACGUUCAGAUUUGUAGAUCCCAUGCAUGAUCAGAAGCAUGGAAUGUUACCAGAUCCUAGGCAGCAUCCUGAAUUUAUUGAAAGAAGUCGAAGGGAAGACAAUGUGUCUCUCCAUCACCACGGCAGCUACGAGACAACUUUCGAUGCAGACGGAAAUGUGGAAACUGUGUCCACUCACUCCAGGGACGAACGCCUCUCCAAGAAGUCGGACGAUGCCCUCUCCCACAGGUCUGUGGGUAGGGAGAGUGUCCAUGGCAGAACGGAAAGUGAAAGGUUUGAGCAGAAGAGAGGCAAUGAUCCCAUCCUCCCAGCUGUGCUGGAGUUUUGGGAAGAAGGUGAAGAUGCAUUCUUAGCGGCAGCUAUUACACAGCUGGAUCCUAGUCAAGUACAAUUCAAAUUAUCUCCAACCUACGCCCUGUAUAUGGCAGCUCGCUACCGUGCAUCCACACACUUCCGCCCAGAGACCACCCCCAAUGACAGGGCACACAGGCUCACUGCACUCAUGAACAACGUUGCAGCUGUCAUGCACCAAGUCAUUCAGGAUCGUUACAGAGAAGCAAACGCAUUAGCUUUCUGGCUCGCUAAUACUUCAGAGUUACUGCAUUUCUUGAAACAAGAUCGUCACCUCAGCGCUUACACACUGGAUGCUCAAGACCUGCUGGCCGAAAGCGUACAACUAGCAUUCAGAAGUCUCAUUACAUGCCAGCAAGUAGAACUUCAGGAUGCAAUGCCUGCUUUUCUGGAAGAUAGGGAUGACAUCAAUGAAGAAGAGGGAACAACAGCUGAUGUGCUAGCCGUGUUAGCGUCUGCCAUGUCGCUCCUGAGAAGGUGUCGAGUGAAUGCUGCCCUCACCAUUCAGAUGUUCUCUCAGCUGUUUCACUUCAUCAACAUGUGGCUGUUUAACAAAGUCGUUUGCGAAAGCAGGCCCAACCUCUGCACUCGCCUCUGGGGUGCUCGCCUGAAGAGGAGGCUGGGAAGAGUGGAAGCUUGGGCCGAGAAGCAGGGCCUGGAAUUGGCUGCAGACUGUCACCUCAGCCGAAUAGUUCAGGCUGCUCACUUGCUGCAAGCUUCUAAAAGCAGUUCAGAAGACUUUGCUUCCAUCAGUUCACUUUGCUUCAAGCUCAACUCUCUCCAACUGCAAACACUGCUGGAACGCUUUCAACCAGCUGAGGAUGAACCUCAUAUUCCUAGAGAACUUGUAGAAAGUGUUGUGAAGAUAGCUGAAAAUACUGCUGAUGAACAAGCAAGAAGUGAAGGUCGAGAAAUAAAACUAGAGGAAGAUUCAGAUUUACAGUUGCCUUUUCUUUUGCCUGAAGAUGGAUAUUCAUGUGACAUCGUUCGAGGCGUUCCUGCUGGCUUACAGGAAUUUUUACAGCCCUUAAUUCAAGCAGGGCUCUGUCGUCUGACCAUUCAGCCAACGUCUUCUGGAUAUUGGACGAUAUAUAUGUCUGAUCAAGAUAUUGGCAGAAUACCUUCUGGGGCUCGAAGUCCGAGUGUUCACAGCCAUGGUGAAGAAAGCACAAACAACUGGAAACAGGGAGAACCAGAAAUCACGACAAUCCGACUUCAGAAAAGCAACAAUGGUAUUGGUUUGAGCAUUGUGGCUGCUGGGGGAGCUGAUCAAGAUAAAUUGGGCAUUUAUGUGAAAUCUGUUGUUAAAGGAGGUGCUGCUGAUUUGGAUGGAAGGUUACAAGCUGGAGAUCAGCUGUUGAAAGUCGACGGACAUUCUUUGGUGGGGGUGAAUCAAGAAAAAGCUGCUGAAUUAAUGACACGAACAGGACCAGUUGUUGCUCUGGAAGUAGCCAAGCAAGGUGCUAUACACAAUGGACUUUCUGAUUUACUCACAAAGCCAUCUCCAGUCAUUCAAAGAGGACCUCGCCGUAUGAGUGAGCGGGAUAUUCCAUCCAGGUUGAUGAAUGAACAUGGGCAAGAGGGUAGACUCCACGCAGGGUCUAAUCAUUUAAUGCCUCCAAGAAUGCAAACUAGCAAAAGCGUUCCAUCACUGAAUAGUAACCACGAGCCUGAUGGGAUGCGUGCACCCCCUAACGGUGCAGUUCAACCUCACGAUAUGUACAACCCGGCCUAUAGCCGCACUUCCUCAACCGCUUCCAUCCCCAAGGCGACGGAUUAUCCGGACCGUUACAAGUCGGCCAACAGUUUGAGACCGGAUGUGCCGCAUCCUUACGGGGGCCCGCAUGAUGAUCAAAACCCUCCCCCCUAUCCUGGACCACCUCCUGCGAAUCGCCCCAUGUCGCACCCCAAUUUGCAUCAACCUCACCCCCCUGCGAUGAUGCCGGCAACAUCGGUUCAAGAGGAGAGGCACUACCAAAACAUCAGCGUUUACCAACAGCCGCCGCUCAAUCAGCCUCAAGUGGGACAACAGCCCAAUCCUUAUACGAUGCAUCCCAGACCACCUGCCCAACCCCAUCCUCAGCAACCUCCAAGAUCUUUACAUGGUUCUCAGUCAUCCCUGAAUCGCCCUGACCCCCAGGGCCUGCAAUCUCCUGUGGAUCGAUCUCGUCCACUGUCCACUCUGGUUUCUCCCAGGGAGCAAGAGCAAUAUGCCAACUCCAUGGGCUAUGGCCAUCCAAACUCUGGACCUCCUCGUUCACCCAAGGGCUCUACGCACAGUUCCAUGGAUUCGCAUCAUGGUUCUCAGGGUUACGCACCACCAAGGCCUUUGCAUGAUCAAAGGGAUUUCCGAAGCGCUGACCACUUGAGGCCCGUCGAAAGCGAUGCACGAUCCUACACCGAGAGCGUUUCGCAUCCCGAGCUGAACUCCAGAGCCUAUCCUCCACAUUCACAAGAAUACAACAUGAUGCACAUGGACCCGAGACAGAGAGAUCUCCUGAGGCAGGAAGCGAAAAUGGAAGAAAUGAGGGAGGAGCUACGCAGGAGGGAAGAGCGAGAAAGGAUGCUCCUCCAGCAACAGCAAAUGCAGGGCGGGCGUGGCGGAACCUGGUCCCUACCCAGAGGCCCCAAUCCCCCCAUACGACCGCCCGGUUACCACCACAAUUCUCCGAAUCCGGGCCACCCCCAUCCCCCCUAUGUGGGAGGACCCCCACCCCCUGCUCCGAAGCCAAGGCAACAGUUCUACAGCAAUGGGCCCAUUGAGAGGUUCCAGCGUCCUCCAGGCUACAUGAAUUCUCCGGAGGCAGCUUAUCACGAGAUUGGUGGCCAUCCGCCACCUGUCGGACCCAGGAUGGCUCAUCAACCACCCCCGGUGGUUAGUUACCGGUACGGACCGUCCGGAUAUCCGCCUCGGUCCGAAGAGGGCGGUGAUCCGAAAAUGCCUCGGCAGAUGGGUAAUGACCUCAGAGUUCAUUCACCCCAUGGGAAGCCUCCGCCUGUAAGCCAAAACUCUCGUGUCACAUUUGAACUAUCUCAGCAUCCUGGUGGUCAUGAUAAAAAAGAAACAUCUAAUCUCAUGAGUCCAUCUCCAUGGGAAAGAGAAGAAAAAGAGAAAAUUGCCAAUGGUGUAUCAGGCACUUUUUAUAAUGCUACUCAUUUUCCUAUGCACAAACAGAGGUUAGAAGAGGCCCGCCGAGCUAGAGAUGAUGAGAUCAGAGAACUGGAGAGCAGACACCACCUGACCCCCCAACAGGAAGAUCGCUUGAGAGCUCUGAGGCUGGAGCAGGAAUUCCAGAGGAGAGCUGAAGAGCUGCAUGGUGAAGAAGAAGAUGAUGAUGACGAAGAUUUGCUUGACCGAGCAGAGAACAGAGAGAGGAAGUUAAAAAUGCAAGAGGAUUUGGAGCGUGCGAGACAGAGACGCUUGGAAUGGGACAUGCAGCAGAACCAGAACCCCGUAAAGAUGCAGGCACCACCGCCAGGAAUCCAUAGUGAAGAAUGGAAAAGGCAGCAACAAUCAUUGGAAGAACAAGAAGGUAGGCUGAGGCACUUGCGUCUUGAAGAAGUCCAAAGAAAGAUGGAAUUAGAUAUGGCCAGGACUGCAGAAGAGAAAUUAUUGCGAGAAGCAAGGCGACGUCAGGAUGAGUUCAAGGUACCCAACAGCAUACCUCAGCAGGUACCGAAUCGUCCGAUGAAGCCGCCGAUGAGUCAUCCGAUGAUGGUCAAUAACCAGCAUCAUCCAAUUAGCAUGCAGCAGAAGCCCAACAGCCAUCCUUCCGAAAAGGGUGGCCGAAUAGAAAAUUCCAACCACCAAGACAUUCCACCACCCUUACCCACGUCGCCUCCACCCAGUGAGCCCAGUUACCAGACUUCUCACAACCAGAAGCCGGCUCCGGUCGGCAACCAGAGAAAUAACGAUCCAUACCAGAACUCUUUGAUGGGUCAGGAGAGGAUUCAGGAACCACCUGCGCCUCCCACCAGGAAAUCGUCUUACGAAGUCGCCAAUCAAAUGAGCGGCGGGAAUCGCUACGUGACGUCUUCGAUGAGGAAUUGUGAUAACGGAGCACCACACCAUCCCAAGAAGGUGUCGUUCCACGAAGAGAUGGAGGAUUACGACGCCAACGGCAACCACGAUGGCGGCCAAUCGUACACCUUGGACGACAUCAACGAGGUGCUCGCGACGCCGCACAACAGUCAGAACCUCAACACCUACAAUCCAGGAAGCACGCCUGGCGUCAUCGGUACGCAGGAAGUGUACCGGGACCCCAGGCAGCGUAUCGAGGCCGAAAGGAACCACCAGGUGGGGACGCCCAGGAACCCUGGUCCCGAAAAACUGACCUUCAAAGAGAAGAUGAAGAUGUUCGCACAAGAGGUCGGCGAGCCCGAAACCCCGAAGGACAAAGUGAAGACAUCCCGCGCUCAAAGAGAAAUAGAGGUGAAUCUGAAUGGAAGUUGAAGUGUUUUCAUGUUCAUUUGUAAAACUACUUAUUCACUCAUUCUGAGAUCUUGCCAUGGAAAGAGAUGGAGUUUACAAGGUGAAGUGUCAACUUUUAAAUAUUUUAUAGACUGUUGUAUAUCUUUUACCAUUUUUGAGUUUGUGUUGAAAAAAGAGAAGAGUUUUUUUUAUAGUGUUUCUAUUGAACCACAUUUAUCGUCGUCAUAUUAUAGUUUAUAUUGUAAAUUUCCUUGAUGUUUGUAUAGUUUUAUCAUUAGUUGGCACUGUUUUUAGUAGCUUCUGAUAAUGUAUCUGUUGAUAUAGGUCAUUUAUUCUAUUGCUUUGUUAGAAGUGAAGUUUUGUAAGUAACCAGUAUUACAUCCUCGGCAUUUAUAAUCAAGGAUUUUAGUAUCUUCAGGUCAUAUCAGACAAAAUAUUAUUAGAAAGCCAUCCCUAGGCAGUUUGCUAAGCUGUGAAAGAAUAUAUAUUAAUUUACUGUUAUUGUGGCAAAUGCAAGCUAUUUUACCUUUUUUUUUUUGGCAUCUAUUCAAUAAUCAAAUGUGAUACAUAAAAUUUUGCCAUGUGUUUAACAUGGCUAAUCUUGAAAUUACAAAUGAUUAUACUCCUGUUUUUUAAAUUCUUACUUUAUUAAAUUUUAAAAGUGUAUGUUAAAGUUGAAAGUAAUAAUUUAUGUAGUACGGAUUCAAAUUUUAUAUUUAUACUACAUAUUAUCAAGAAAAAGUCUAAAGCUUUCAAUAUUUUAUAGAAAUGAAAUUUCACCCGUGUUUUUUUCUGCUAAUAUUUCAUCCGAGUUUUAGUCAUUUGUAAAGCCUGUAAUUGUCUGUAGAAGUUGUUGUUUCAUAAAAUCUUUUUUCCAUUGAUAUUUUGUAGGAAAUUUCAGGGAAGCAUACUUAGAAUUGUGCUUUUUACUAAACUUUGAUUAAUUGUUGCGAUUUAUCAUAGGUAAAUUAUUUUUUAUGUUCAUAAUUAAGUGGUUAAUUUAUUAGUUUAUGGUAUUGGAUAAAGCAAAAUCACAUAUUUAGAAAAAUAUCAAUUAAACCUAUCUCCAAUAAGAGAUUUUUGAUAAAACCUAAAAGAUUUUUGAAUGUUUUAAAUAAUUGAUUGUUUUAUUUAAUACUGCAUUGGUAUUUUUUAUCAUUAAAAGUUUUGCUGUAGAGAACCACUAAAGCAGAAAUUAUUCCUCAGGUAGUGACAUCAUAUAUGCUACAUGCUUCAUAGUUAUUAUCAUUGUGACUUUUAAAGGAAAAUAAUCUUAAAAGUUUGUUCAAGUGCCUAAUUUUAAAAAUAUUUUUUACGAUACUUUGUUUUACAACUAAAUGUGAGUUGAAAACUUUUUCUCAAGAAGGAAAUUAGUUUUAUGGAAAUUAGAUCUAAAAAUAUGCAUUAGAAUUUUAAACAAUGUUAAAAUUGCAAAUGUGAUGAUUGUGCUUAUCAAUAUUGUACUUUCGUAAGCUUUUUAACUUUUUUAAGCUCUCACUUAGUGUAGACUAUAGACUUUGAAUUAUAAGUUUGAAUUUUGAUAAUAGAUUUAAAAUAAUGUCUGUUCCUGUUAUGUUUUUUGAUGAAAAUCUUCACCAUCUUGAAAGCACUGCUUGAUUACUUUGUUUAAACUAGUUUAAAAGUGAUUAGAAUUUAAUCAUUAUUCAAAAAUACUUCCAGCGGUUUUUUUCCAAGUGUAGAUAUACCACAUCAGAAACUUUUCUUUUCUUUUUUUUGUAUAAAUAUAUUUAUGAAAUCUGCAUAUCAAGAUUCUUGUUUUAUAAAAAUUUAGGUGUUUCAUCUAAAAGCAUACCUAACCUUGAUUUUGUAUUUCUCUUUGUAAAUUACCGCAGGAAAAAAAUAUGCCAUUUCUGUUCCAUGUUGGAAAGUAACUGUCCAAACUUUGAUAAAUGCUUGUGGCUUUGUAAAUACACAUUUUCAGCAACUUUCUUCUACACAGAAGUUAAAGCAUUAUUUAGUAAGUUUAAAUGAGAACCUAUCGUUAAAUUAUAUGAUAGCUGUUAAUUAGCCAUAAUCUAAUUAUUGAUGUCUUAAUUGAGCGAUUACCCAAAUUAAUAGAAUGAACAGAAUAUUUUGCAUUGCUUAUCUGACAUUUUCUACAAUGAGAGCUAUUUAAUAGCUGUAGACUAAUUAUUGAUAUCCUCAGUUUUUUUCAAAAUAAUAAAUGCAGUCUUUUUUUUUUUUGUUAUUUCUAGCAUAAAAUACAACAAGAUUUGUUAUCCUUUAGCUAAUUAUUGAUGUCCAAAUAGAGCUUUUAUCCAAGUAGAUUAAACGUUAUAUUGAGGGUUAAUAUUUGUGGUACGUAAUUUGAGUGUGAUGAAAAAAAAUUUUCAAAGUUAAAACAUCGAUGUACAUUGUUUUCUAUCUAUAGGGUGAUCCAGACAUAAAUUGGAUCCUUUUUGCGAACCCUUCACAAAAUUCUAAAUUGUAAAGGCGGCCCUUUAAAUUUCAGACCUUAAAAUUAGUCCUUUCACAAACUUUCAUUUGUACAAACAACUCUUUCUAGCUGCUAAACUCAAUCAACUGGCAUGGAAACAGGACAUUUGUAUUUUUUUUAAAUUUAAAAUACAACUUCCAAUUCAUUCCCAGCAAAAUAUUAAGGACCAAAGAAAUUGCAUAUUAGAAGUGUGCUUGCUGAAAGUUCUCUUUAUGAUAUGACAAGAUUUCCCUUUUUCUUUUGUCCACAAAAUAAUAUAAAAAAGAAAUAUUCCCAAAAAUAGUUAUUUUUUACAAAAAUUUUAAGUUCAAAAAAAUUUUUUUUUUCAAAAUGUGGAUCUAAAAAUAAAAAUUUGUAUUGACCUCCUGCCGUCUAUAAUUUGAUUGAAAUAUGAUGUUGCCAUUAGCAAAAUCAAAAUAAUAUUUUAGAAGAAUUUGAAUUUCACUGAAAUUCUGUGCCUUCAACUGCCUUAAGACAAUUAAAAUAUCUAAUUAGAACUUGUAUAUCUUUCAACAUAUUUAGAGUAUGAAUUAACGAAAGUGUGUUAUAAAAUCAAAUUGUAUUUAUGUAAGAAAACAGUGAUAUUCUAAUGUUGAAUAUAAUGUUUGAAAAUAAAUUUAAACUUGGUGCCUUUUAAAACUACUCAGUAAAUUCCUAAAAGGUAUGCCCCAUCAAGCCUUAAUAGUUAAAUUCGUAAAAUAUUUAGAGUUUGCGCAGAUUUUUUGUUUUAAAACAAUUAAUUUUAAAUGAUAUGUAUUGUAUCUGUGUGUAUAAAAGUUUUCAAAACUGAAAAUAUUUUUCAUUAAGUUGAAAGUAUGUCUCAUGCUUCAUCCAUGAAAGUGAUUUAGAAUUCAUAUGUUUGAAGUUUUGAAAUUGUUUUAAAACUUUUAACUCGUAUAUUUUUAAAUACAGAUUUAUUAAAUAUGCUAAAAAUUGAGCAUAUUGAUAAAUCAAAAUUACAACAUUCUUAGAAAUCUGUCAUUUACAUUAUAGUGCACAUUUGUAAAAUAGUAUCCCUGCGCAAUUCCUUGAAAAGUUUUGUGCAAUUUUUCUCCAAUGUUAAACUUCUGCAUUCUGUUUAAAAUUUUAUUCCAGGCUCAAUUUUCAAGUUAAAAUGUUUUAAUAUAUGCAAUUGUAACUGCUUAGUGCUAUCAAUUAAGUUCUGGGAUGGAAUGGUUUUCCAAUUACAGUGGAACCUCAUUAACCUGGACCAAUAGGGGAUGCAGAUUGUCCAAAUUGAUAUAAGUAUGGAUCUAUUAUUUUUUUAUUAAACAACCUGUAAAUUGAGUCAAGGUACAAAAACAAACUACUGUGCACAGUAAGACUUGUAUUUUAAAUGCAAGAGAAUGAAAUAGAAAACUGCAUAAGAUACAUUAGGAAAAUAUGAAAUACUGCCUACAAAAAUACAUUAUUGGGCUAACUCUCCUUUUUACUAAUACAGUAUAUACAUCUAAAUGACUGUCCAGAUUAAUGAUAGUUUACUGUAUCAUUAGAUUUCAAGUUUCUGAAGAAUCAAAUAUUAUAACACAUAUCUGAGGUCAAGAAAGAAAUGAGAACAAUUGCUUUUUAUACCCCCCCCCCCCUCUUUCCUGCAGUACCAUUCCAUCAAAAUGGAGGGAGAAGCCCAAGCCUUAAUUAUGUGAUUUUUUCACUAAAGAAUGUCCACUUGUUAAAUAUAACUAAAAGAACAUUAAAAUUGUCACAGCAUUCUGUAAGCAAGGUGAAAAAAAUUGCUUUUUUUAAUAUUGCAAGAUAAGUAUAUUUGUAUAGAUAGUUCUUAAUUACAAAACUAGUCUCUUUAUAAGGUGUUAAUAUAAAGUGUUAAAUUAAAAUUGCUAUUUCAUCUGAUGCUAACAAACUCAUUUGAUAUUUUAUGUCAAAAGUUAACAGCAAUUUUUUAAACCUCAAGAACUUGCAUUUGAAAAGACAUAAGUUAACUUAAUGCAUAAAAGGUCUAUCACUUUCUAGUUUGUUGGGGUGAAACUUAUAAAAGGAAACAUACAAUUUAACAACAGCCAACUGAUAAAACAUUGAAAUUCCUCUACUACAAACUUUACGGGACUGAAAAUUUUACUUGUUGUAAUGGUAAUUUCAAUGUAAUGGAAUUCAUUUAAUGUAAUGGAAGUCAAAUCUGAACUGAAAAUUUAUUUCAUUGAAAUGGAUAUUUCGUUGUAUUGUAACGGAAUUUCACUGUAUUUUCUAGGUGUAGAACAACCUACUUUUAACUUGGCAUUGCAUUUAUUGUUGUGAGACUUGUAAAUUCCAUGCAAGUUUUUGAGGGUUAAAUGAUAUUAGUAACUGGUGAUAAAAAAAAGUGUGAAGCUAUUCUUGAGUAAACACAAAAAAAUGCGCUUUUGAAAGCAGCUAUUUUAUAUAUUUUAUAUUGUAUAUGUUCAGUUGCAAUAUUCCAUUUUUUACAUAAGAUGCAGAUCAUUUUAUUGUAAUUUUUAUUUAAUGAUUUGCUACUCUCUUGAUGGCGUUAAAGUUUCAUAGAUGCAUAUAUUGCCAUCAUUUGUAGCUGUAAUAUAAAUAAAAUUGUACAUUUUAA